GGCAACCAACACAACAGAGGGAAAAGGCAAACGUGCUAAAUAGCUCAUUUCAUUUAAAGAAAGUGUUUAUAAUUCUAAGUUACUCGUGAAACGCUUCAUAUAAGGGAUGGGGAAAGCUGAUUUCCUUAGUCCUAAAGCAAUCGCCAACAGGAUAAAAUCCAAGGGUCUUCAAAAGUUGCGAUGGUAUUGCCAAAUGUGUCAGAAACAGUGUCGAGACGAGAAUGGCUUCAAAUGCCACUGUAUGUCCGAGUCUCACCAGAGACAAUUGCUGCUGGCUUCCGAAGACCCAAACCAGUUCAUGGACCUCUUCUCAGAUGAGUUCAGGACUGACUUUUUGGAGCUUCUUCGUCGGCGAUUUGGUACCAAGCGAGUCCACAACAACAUAAUUUACAACGAGUACAUCAGCCACAAGGAUCACGUCCACAUGAACUCAACACAGUGGGAAACACUUACCGACUUCACCAAAUGGCUGGGGAGGGAAGGCUACUGUAAGGUGGACGAGACCCCUAAGGGCUGGUACAUCCAGUACGUGGACCGUGACCCGGAGACGAUCCGCCGGCAGGAGGAGCAGGAGAAGAAGAAGAAGCAGGACCUGGACGACGAGGAGCGCAGCGCCAAGUUCAUAGAGGAGCAAGUCCGCCGGGGACGCGAGGGCAAGGAGCCAGAGGAGGAGCCAGUGUUCACUGAACUGGUUAGGGAGAGUGAGGAGGAGAAAGUGGCUUUCAACCUCAGUAAAGGUGCCUGUGCUGCCGGUCCAUCGGCUGGUCCAUCUGCAGGUCCAUCUAAAGGUCCUUCGCUGGCGGCCAAUGCCCUCCGGGCGGCCUCCUCGGCCAAGAGGAAAGACCCGUCGUCUCACGGCUCCGAGGGCAGAGACAAGAAGAAGAAGUCUGCUCUGGAUGAGAUCAUAGAGAUGGAGGAGCAGAAGAAGAAGAAGGCAACAGUGAAAUUAGACUACUGGCUUCACACGGACAUUGUGGUGAAGAUCGUCACCAAGAGACUAGGAGAGAAGUACUACAAAAAGAAGGCAGUGAUCAAGGAGGUCCAGGAUAAAUACACCGCCAUUGUGAAGCUGGUCGACUCUGGUGAUAAACUCAAACUGGACCAAACCCAUGUGGAGACGGUCAUCCCAGCGCCAGGGAAGCGGGUUGUGAUCGUGAAUGGACAACACAGGGGCACUGAGGCGAUUUUGGAAGGGAUCGAUGAGAAGAAGUUCUCUGCUACACUCCAGCUGGACUCGGGUCAUAUGAAGGGGAAGAGAGUGGAGGGCAUUCCAUAUGAGGACUUCUCCAAGAUGGCCUAGCAUCUGUCCCAUCAGCCUCUGGUGUGUGUGUGUGUGCGUGCGUGAGGUGCUCUACUGUGUCAGAGUCACCCCCCCCACACACACACUGGGCAACUUCAUACAGCAGUCAAGUCCAACACUGGUCCAGACCUGACCAGCUUGGUUUGUGGCCAUCAGAACUAGCACUGAUUGGCUCUGACCUGGUCUGAUCCAUCAGAUCUGCUACUGUUUGGCGCUGACCUGGUCUGAUCCAUUAAAUCUGCUACUGAUUGGCUCUGACGUGGUCUGAUCCAUCAAAUCUGCUACUGAUUGGCCCUGACCUGGUCUAAUCCAUCAGAUCUGCUACUGAUUGGCUCUGACGUGGUCUGAUCCAUCAAAUCUGCUACUGAUUUGCCCUGACCUGGUCUGAUCCAUCAGAUCUGCUACUGAUUGGUCCAAACCCAAUUGGAUCCAUCAGAUCUGGUUCAGAACCGGCAUUGAUAUGCUCAUGACUUAUUAGUACUGGAGUCUGCACCUGUCUGUCCUCGUUCCUGUACAUAACAACCCCCUUUACCUGAUGAGGCCCAUGUUCAGGCUGGGCCUGGCUCGGAUGGUUGCCAGAUCAGAUCAGAUCAGGGCCACGUGGUUGCCAGAUCUGGAUCAGAUCAGAUCAGGGCCACAUGGUAGCCAGAUCUAAAUCCGUAUCAGAUCAGAUCAGAUCAGGGCCACAUGGUUGCCAGAUCUAGAUCCGUAUUAGAUCAGAUCAGAUCAGGGCCACAUGGUUGCCAGAUUUGGUCGGUUGGUUGCCAGAUACACCAGAGGAUCCAUCUAUCUGUGCUCUUUGCUUUCACUGAUUAUCUCUCUUUGUACAUAUACACCCCCACCCCCCCACACACACACACACACACACUCUUGUGUGUCCCAAAACUCCCAAAAACUUGAACAAAAUUGUCUUUUUUUUCCCUUCCAUUUUAUUUUAUAUACUGUAAUUUCAUAAAGGAAAAGAUGAAUCCACAAAUAAAAUCAGUUGUCAUGUUAAA
Molecule: messenger RNA, 2298 nt
Organism: Alosa alosa (allis shad)
Lineage: Eukaryota; Metazoa; Chordata; Actinopteri; Clupeiformes; Clupeidae
Gene: kin
Product: Kin17 DNA and RNA binding protein
Exons: 13
Coding region: 107-1300 (397 amino acids)
Biological process (GO): DNA replication; DNA damage response
Cellular component (GO): nucleus
Molecular function (GO): double-stranded DNA binding
Source: RefSeq, a predicted model, not a curated record